Messenger RNA from Lates calcarifer (barramundi perch), 1429 nucleotides. RefSeq lists its product as uncharacterized. The transcript has 2 exons. The record is from RefSeq and is a predicted model, not a curated record. Bases 165 to 785 code for a protein of 206 amino acids. Lineage: Eukaryota; Metazoa; Chordata; Actinopteri; Centropomidae.
ACACGAGUUGACCUGUUGCAAAUUACAGCUGUGGAAAGCGAACACUUGGAGAAUUGAAUUCCCGGAGAGAAAAAAAAAAACUACUGGAAAGCGCAUCUUGUUGGAAAACAAAACUACUGGAUCUCUGAACUGUCGUGGAAAACCGAGGACUUGGACAAAAGGACAUGGCCUUCAGUCGACCGCUGAUCUUCGAGGAGCACCUGCUGAGGGGAGUCGCCCCCGAGCUGGACGACAACCGUGCAGAUGGUCAUCAGCUGAUGGACAUCGACGAUGGCGAGGACUGGUCUGACGGCGCUGAUUCGGGGUAUGGCUCCAUGACGGAGGAUGAAGAGGACCUUGAUGUCGAGGAUGUCAGGUAUCGCUCCCCUCUUGUCCAGCAGCUCCACCCAGAUGGCUUUUGGGAGGACUGGCGACGGAUGUGCCCUCUUGUUCCUUCUGGCACUCCCCUCGCUGCCCCUGUUCCCGCUCCUAUGCCUGACGCUGUUCCUGUUUCUCCAAGCCUGGAGGAGUCUGCUCCCUCGAUGUCAGGCCUCAGCUACCCCACGAAGAGGAGCAGGGAGGAGAACCACACGGAGCAGGUAAGUAUGAAGAGACUGCGGAGGAACGGAGAGGAGGAGUCAGCUCCCUCGGUGUCAGGCCUCAGCUUCUUCGCUAACGGGAGCAGCGAAGACGACUACAGGAACUCAGCUCCUUCGACGUCAGGCCUCGGAUUCUUCGCAGGCAGGAGACACUGGCCCGACGCCUUUGGAUACCGAAGAUGGGCUGAAGACGGCGACUCUGAUUAGAGUCUGACCACCCUGUUUGCUGCAGGUUUGGACAACUGUAAAUACUUUCCCUUUGGCAGAGCUGAUGAUGCCCCAGGUAGCCUUUGCGUCUGGCGAGGCUGUCAGAGCCUUUGGUAGCGUCUUGCACCAGGGCCUAUUUGUACAUAGUUGAUAGUUGGUUAGAUUUUCCAUUUGUAACUUAGAUACCUGGCAAAGCUAAAAGUGGCCUACAGCACUUUCACCCAGAGCACUUCACUAUGUGCCUCUCACUCUUGCACACAUUUUCACACACACAUACACACCGUGAACAUGCGAGGCACUGACCUAAACAUUGGGAGCAAUUUUGGGUUCAGUGCCUUGCCCAGACAUUUCAACAUACAGACAGGAGGAGACUGGAGUUGAACCAAUCCUGACUCAAUCACUUCAGUCAAUUCAGCAUCACCUGACAACCAAACCUGAGAGUCUUUGGACACCUUUGGACUCAAAACAAAAACAAGCAAGCCCAAGAAGAACAUGAAAGAUCAGAUACAGCAUGAAAUCCUUCAAUGCCUCCCUGCAGAGGUACUAUGAAGAGAACUUAAAAUAUCCCAUCUAACCCUUGAAAAAACAAAGACACAUGCAAAAAAAAAUGUGCAGGUAAUGUAAAAAAAAAAAAAAAAAAAGCU